Messenger RNA from Prunus dulcis (almond), 1866 nucleotides. Its product is annotated as plastidal glycolate/glycerate translocator 1, chloroplastic. NCBI's taxonomy places the organism in Eukaryota, Viridiplantae, Streptophyta, Magnoliopsida, Rosales, Rosaceae. The transcript has 8 exons. The record is from RefSeq and is a predicted model, not a curated record. The coding region runs from base 141 to 1709 and encodes 522 amino acids.
GGGUGAAAAACCUCAUCAUCCUCGCGUUAAAACGUCAGCUGGGCUCCGGUCCGCACAAUUUCAAUGGUUUUCCUGCUGCAUCAACACACUAGCAGCAGCAGCUUUCACCUUUCUCACACUCACUCCCUUACUCUCUUUCGAUGUCUACCUUCUCAGCUACACCCUGUACACCCACCUCUCUCCUGAACCACCACAAUUCAUUAUUCUAUUUUCCAAGUUGCCUGCCUUCACUUUCAGUCUUUCAGAGAAGCCAUCCCAAAAAUUCUCCUGUUGCUUUCAAUGGCGUCAGGUUACAACAUAAGCAGGCUAAUGUCCAAAAUACAGUUCCUGGGGUGCUGAAUUCCAGGUUCUUGCAAAUUGGUUCUGAGGAAAGCUCCUCUAGUAGACAUGUUUUAGUGAAAUCAACUGGUGCAGAGAGUGCUGGCGGUUCCACUGUGUCUCAAAGUGUGCUUGGGAUUUUGCAUCUGAUUGUUUCAGUUGGUAUUAUUCUUGCAAUCGACAAUUUUUUGAAACAAGCAUUUGUGGCGGCUUCCAUUAAGUUCCCCAGUGCGCUUUUUGGGAUGUUUUGUAUAUUCUCCAUUCUAAUUAUUCUUGAUUCCACUGUUCCUGCUGUGGCAACAAGCUUGAUGAACUUCUUUGAGCCGGCACUACUGUUCAUCCAGAGAUGGCUGCCAUUGUUCUAUGUUCCUUCUUUGGUUGUUUUGCCACUUUCUGUAAAAAGUAUUCCCGCUGCUUCCGGCAUCAAGAUCUGCUAUAUUAUAGUUGGAGGCUGGCUGGCUUCACUUGCUGUUGCAGGAUAUACAGCAAUAGCUAUUAGAAGAAUGGUAAAGACAGAAAUGACAGAUGCUGAGCCUAUGGGAAAACCCUCUCCAUUUUCUGCGGUUGAAGUGUGGUCUUGGAGUGGGAUCCUCUUGAUAUCAUUUGUUUCUGCAUUAUUAUAUCCAACAGCCCUGGGGACAAGUGCUCGAACAUGCCUUCCAUUCCUACUUGCGUCAACUGUGUUGGGCUAUAUAGUUGGUUCUGGAUUGCCAUCAGAUGUGAAGAAGGUUUUCCACCCGAUUAUUUGCUGUGCACUAUCUGCAGAUUUGGCAGCAUUGGCUUUUGGACACUUCUCUAAGUCUGGGCUUGACUCUGUUCUUGGAUCUUACCUUACAAAGGUUUCAUCUAAUCCUGGAGCUGGUGAUGUUCUGAUGGGAUUCUUGGGGUCUGUUAUCCUCUCAUUUGCCUUCUCAAUGUUCAAACAGAGGAAGCUAGUCAAGAGGCACGCAGCUGAGAUUUUCACAUCGGUCAUCCUGUCAACCAUAUUCUCGUUGUAUUCAACUGCUCUUGUUGGACGUCUUGUUGGGUUGGAACCUGGUUUGACUGUCUCAAUUCUACCACGAUGUAUAACUGUGGCAUUAGCACUCAGCAUUGUGUCUUUGUUUGAAGGUACCAAUCCAUCGCUCACAGCCGCUGUGGUUGUGGUAACUGGUCUGGUUGGAGCUAAUUUUGUGCAAGCAACACUUGAUAAACUACAAUUCCGUGAUCCUAUAGUUCGAGGGAUAGCUACUGCAUCUAGUGCUCAUGGAUUGGGAACGGCAGCAUUGUCAGCCAAGGAACCCGAGGCUCUCCCAUUUUGUGCCAUUGCUUAUGCUCUGAAUGGUAUAUUUGGCUCUUUGCUUUGUUCAAUUCCAGCAGUUAGGCAAAGCUUGCUUGCUGUAGUUGGAUGAAAUUAUCAGCUGCUUAGUUGUUCUUACAAUUAGCUACUGCUUCGAAAUCUAUGUUUUUGUUAACCGUAUCCGUAUACAUGUACACAAGAAAUUCUGCCCUUAGUACGUAUAUUCUUAUUAAAAACACACUAUGAAAAACAUCGAGUUUAAAUCUAAA